GCACUUCGAUUACGGAAUAACUACUUCUGUUUAUGUUUUUAAAUUAUUAUUAUUAUUUUUAUUUUUGCAAAGCACAUCACAAACCAGUUGACAUCCUGAAGGUUGAUUUCUGCAGCUUUUGAAGACUUUUUGAUCUUUUUUGUUGGUUGUGUGGUUUUUUUUUUUUUUUUUGGAGUAAACAUCUGAGUGCUUGUCAAACGGCAAGAUGUCCAGUAAUGUCCCAGCGGAUAUGAUAAAUUUGCGCCUCAUCUUGGUAAGCGGAAAAACGAAAGAGUUCCUGUUUUCACCUAAUGAUUCUGCUUCUGACAUUGCAAAGCAUGUGUAUGACAAUUGGCCAAUGGACUGGGAAGAAGAACAAGUCAGCAGUCCAAAUAUUCUACGACUUAUUUAUCAGGGGCGAUUUCUACAUGGAAACGUCACAUUGGGAGCAUUAAAGCUUCCCUUUGGCAAAACAACAGUGAUGCAUUUGGUAGCCAGAGAGACGCUGCCAGAGCCAAACUCCCAAGGUCAGAGGAAUCGGGAGAAGACUGGCGAGAGUAACUGUUGUGUGAUCCUGUAGGGCUGAGGGCAGGUGUGAGCGGUGCGGCUGUGUCAUGCUGAGGGCACAGGCGCGGCCCACCGGGGCUCCAGAGACCUCCCAAGCUGCCUGCCUUCACAUCCCCAGAGCUGACCUACCGCACAGGGCCGUCGUCCUUUCUCAUGAAACUCAAAAGAACCAGGAGCAUUCUUCACUAUGAUUUUUUAUUUCUUGUCUUAUUGUUUGUGUUGCGUAGUUUUAAAAUAUAUUUUAAAAUACA
This is a messenger RNA of Ochotona princeps (American pika), 797 nucleotides long. It is a transcript of the gene UBL3, whose product is annotated as ubiquitin like 3. Gene Ontology annotation, molecular function: protein binding. NCBI's taxonomy places the organism in Eukaryota, Metazoa, Chordata, Mammalia, Lagomorpha, Ochotonidae. The transcript has 5 exons. Bases 206 to 559 code for a protein of 117 amino acids. The record is from RefSeq and is a predicted model, not a curated record.